AUAUAUAUAUAUACACAUAUUCUCUCUCUUGUACAAAGAGAAGAGUGUGAAGCAAUCAUGAAGAGAAACUGUUGUGUGCUUCUUAUCUUUCUUUUCUUUGUUUUUCAACUCUUAUUAUCCUCAACAUCUGCUCGUUUGCUGCCAUCAAAACAAGAUGAAGAAGAGGUUAAGGGUCAGCUGAAAAUAGGUUCACCCGCAGAUAUUAAAGAAGAUGUCUCUAACCUUAUGGGAUCAGAGAAUUAUGAAUGUGAAGACGAAGAAGAAGAAUGUUCAAAGAGAAGAAUGGUAGCAGAAGCUCACUUGGAUUAUAUUUACACCCAAAACCAUAAGAAGCCUUAGGUAUAGAUUAAAGAGUGAAGUAUUUACAUCUUAGUUUGAGAUGCCAACAACGUUACACAGUACUAAAAAGUUGUAUCUCGAUCUAAGUGUUUAUAUUUAGUUUUAAAAUAUUAAUAUACAAUAUGAUGAAUCUGAUAGUAAGCUGUCUUGUAAAAAAAAUGUCAAAAAAAAAAAAAAAAGCUGUCUUGUAAAAAAGCAAAUGUUUUUAGUAUUUACUAGUAAAGUUAGAUGAAAGAAAAGAAUCUUUCUCGACUUUUUUGUCUGAGACCUUUAAUUUUGAUGUAACAAAAAAUAGUUAAUUUUCUUUUGCUAUUUGUCGUCGUUGUGCUG
This is a messenger RNA of Jatropha curcas, 669 nucleotides long. RefSeq names its product putative phytosulfokines 6. Gene Ontology annotation, biological process: cell population proliferation. Lineage: Eukaryota; Viridiplantae; Streptophyta; Magnoliopsida; Malpighiales; Euphorbiaceae. Gene Ontology annotation, cellular component: extracellular region. Gene Ontology annotation, molecular function: growth factor activity. The record is from RefSeq and is a predicted model, not a curated record.